Molecule: messenger RNA, 1101 nt
Organism: Sodiomyces alkalinus F11
Lineage: Eukaryota; Fungi; Ascomycota; Sordariomycetes; Glomerellales; Plectosphaerellaceae
Exons: 2
Coding region: 1-1101 (366 amino acids)
Biological process (GO): mRNA processing
Cellular component (GO): mitochondrion
Source: RefSeq, a predicted model, not a curated record
AUGUGGCCCUCGGUGCGCCGUGUGGCUUCCGUCCCGGCCUCGCCGCUCCAGGUCGUCUCGUCGUCCUUAACCGCCUCCGCGCCACGGGCUGCUGCACCUGCGACCGUCGCCGUCACCGUCGCCAUCGCUGCCAGACCUGGUCGACACCAGCGACGCUUCUCGUCUUCCAAACCUUCCAGCUCCGACAAUGGCCCCAAGGACAUCCCCCGGCCAUCCGCUGUCCCGGCCACUGCGUCUUCCCGGUCCGGCGAGUCCAAGUCCAACGGCGAGAAGAGGAAACGCAAGGCCAAGGAUGCCGUGGCUUCUCCGAAGUUGCCCAGCGUGCCCAGCACUCAACAUCUUUCCCAAGAAGCCCUCGGCCUUUCCACCUUCUUCUCCCUCCACCGCCCGAUAUCCGUCACCCACAGCAUACCCAGGACCAUAAGCGACGAGACCUUCGCCUCCAUCUUCGACAAGCGCUCCAGGGCCGGCAACGUCUCCGAGGUCAUCAGCACGCUGUCCCGGACGGCCGACGAGCUCGACGGCGCCAUGGCCAAGAUGACCAUCUCCGACCACGCCGAAGCCGACGCCCACGCCCACGGCGACUCCGUCCGCAAGAUCGACCUCAAGCACCCCGACGGCAGCGAGUCGAGCGUCUACGUCCAGCUCAACGCCAUGGCCGGCCAGUUCGUCCCCUUCCGCCCCCCGCCGCUGCCCCAACCCCAACCGGCGUCGGCGUCGGCGGGUCAAGACGAAGCAGCAGCCCAGAUGAUGGAUGCCGCCGCCGAAGAGCUCCUCGACGAGUCCCCGCAGCACCGCGUCUACAAGGCCCUCUUCACCAUCGAGGAGUCCACCGACCCGGACGGCCACGUCCGCGUCGUCGCCCACAGCCCCCGCAUCGUCCAGGAGGGCGCCGCCCCGCGCUCCUUCCUCGAACGCAUGGCCCUGCGCCAGAUGCGCUUCCAGGAGGCCCAGGUCGCCCACGACGACGACGACGACGGCGGCGGCGCCAUGCGGGCCAUCAGCGUCCGGCGCCAGCGCAAGCUCAAGAUGAAGAAGAAGAAGUACAAGAAGCUCAUGAAGCGGACUCGCAACCUGCGACGGAAGCUGGAUAGGGUAUAA